AUGUCAACAUUCAGACCAGUAGCCAGACUAUUUGCCCUAGGACUCGCACCGGCCGCCUGUGUCGGCGCCUCCUUUGCGCUCCGCAAACCCGUCAAGUUUGAUGCGCUUCAGCCAGCGCCCGUUUCACAGCAGCUGCGUCGACGAGGUGAAGUUCACUCCCCCGACCGACUUUCGCCUCGGAUUAUUGAGCAACUAUCACGCGGGAGUAUCCUUGGGUUUGGAGCCGGCGUGGUCAUUGCCUUCUUCUCACGCACUCUGGUCUUUCUCAGCGGUCUAGUAGCAGGGUCUCUGCAGGUCGAUUGCGUCAAGAAUGGGGGUCGACGUCUUCGGCCUGAUCCCGAUCGACCGGAGGAUCUUGACCGAAUCAGCAGUGCUUAG
Molecule: messenger RNA, 378 nt
Organism: Cordyceps militaris CM01
Lineage: Eukaryota; Fungi; Ascomycota; Sordariomycetes; Hypocreales; Cordycipitaceae
Exons: 3
Coding region: 1-378 (125 amino acids)
Source: RefSeq, a predicted model, not a curated record